AUGGCUUCGAUUUGGAUUGCCGCCCUCCUGGCAGGGACGUCUGUCGCGCAGUAUUUUCCACCUACACCCGAGGGAGUGAAGAUUGUUGAGUCCAAGCACCACAAGGGGGUGAAGAUCUCAUACAAAGAGCCGGGAAUCUGUGAGACAACCCCAGGAGUCAGAUCGUAUUCGGGGUAUGUGCACUUGCCUCCAGGCUCCUUGGACGACGUCAAUGUCGAACAAGACUACCCGAUCAAUACCUUCUUCUGGUUCUUCGAGGCUCGCCACAACCCGAAGAAUGCCCCUCUCUCCAUCUGGAUGAACGGUGGUCCAGGCAGUUCUUCUAUGAUUGGUCUCAUGCAGGAAAAUGGGCCUUGCAUCGUGAACGAGGAUUCUAACUCCACCGAGCUAAACCCUUGGUCGUGGAACAACUAUGUCAACAUGCUGUACAUCGAUCAGCCAAAUCAGGUCGGUUUCAGCUAUGAUGUCCCUACCAACGGCACCUUCGAUCAAGUCGCAGGUGCCUGGAAUCUGUCCGAAUGGGCCGAAGUGCCCACCCAGAACAAUACGUUCUAUGUCGGCACGACGGCCAGCCAGAAGGCGUCCGCCUCGGCGAACAGUACGCAGAACUCCGCCCGAUCACUCUGGCACUUUGCCCAGACUUGGUUCACCGAGUUCCCGCAUUACAAACCGCAUGAUGAGCGCGUGAGCAUCUGGACUGAAUCUUACGGCGGUCGCUAUGGUCCAUCCUUCACUGCCUUCUUCCAGGAACAGAAUGAGAAGAUCCAGAAUGGCACCAUCAAUACCCCUGACGCAUCGCAUUAUAUUCACCUCGACACCUUGGGCAUCAUCAAUGGCUGUAUUGAUCUGCUGGUCCAGGAGCCGACUUACCCAGUGAUGGCAUACAACAACACGUACGGUAUUGAGACCAUCAAUAAAACAGUCUACGAUAAUGCCAUGGAUGCAUGGAGUCGUCCUGGAGGAUGCAAAGACCUCAUCAUCAAAUGCCGCGCCCUGGCCGCAGAAGGCGAUCCCCAGAUGUACGGGCACAACACCACCGUCAACAAGGCAUGCCAAAAGGCGGAUCAGCUUUGCUCCAACAACGUCGAGGGCGCAUACGUGGAGUUCUCCGACCGCGGCUACUAUGACAUCACACAUAAGAACCCCGAUCCAUUCCCGCCCUCCUACUUCCUCGGCUGGUUGAACCGAAACUGGGUCCAAGGCGCUCUCGGCGUUCCCAUCAACUUCACCGAGUCCAGCGACGGCGUCUACAACGGCUUCUCGUCUGUCGGUGACUACCCACGCUCCGACGUACACGGCUAUCUGGAAGACCUCGCAUACGUCCUCGAUGCCGGUAUCAAGGUUGCUCUCGUCUAUGGCGACAGCGACUAUGCCUGUAACUGGAUUGGCGGAGAAGACGCCAGUCUCCUGGUGAACCAUUCCAGCGCGGAUGCAUUCCGCUCCGCCGGGUAUGCGCCCCUCCACACGAACUCGUCCUAUGUUGGUGGUCAGGUCCGCCAGCAUGGCAAUUUCUCCUUCACGCGCGUUUAUAACGCAGGUCAUGAAGUCCCGGCUUAUCAGCCCCAGACCGCUUAUGAGAUCUUCUACCGGGCGCUGUUUAAUCGUGAUCUGGCGACUGGUAAGAUUGAUACUGCUCGAAAUGCGUCUUAUGAGACGCAGGGGCCUGCGUCUACCUGGCAUAUCAAGAAUAAGGCGUCGGAGAGUCCUGAUCCGCUUUGUUAUAUCCUUGCGCUUGGUGCAACCUGCACUGACGAUCAGAUUGCCAGUGUGCUGAAUGGAACUGCUGUCAUUCAGGAUUAUAUUGUCGUGGAUGGCAAAUCAGACUAA
Penicillium olsonii is the source of this 1827-nucleotide messenger RNA. The record is from the annotation of a GenBank genome assembly. Lineage: Eukaryota; Fungi; Ascomycota; Eurotiomycetes; Eurotiales; Aspergillaceae.